AUGCAUCCGCUGCGCACGACACUCGAUUCUUGGAUCGAUGGGUCCUUUGCGACUUUCGACUACUUCUAUACGCAGUACCUCUUCUCCGCACUAACCAUUCUCGCUGCCUCGAGCCUAUUAGAUAGUCCAGAGAGCCGCAACGACAGGGAGGCUUUUGAGGAGUCGGCUAGGUUUCUCUCGCAGCUCAGAGACGCCGGUAACUUUUCUGCCCAGGAAUACUGCCACCAUGUCGAAUUUCUGCGGGCGGAGCUCGAAAGGUUCUAUGCGAAACGUAUGGGCUUGCCCGAGGCCUCACGGGUGCCUGGGCCAGUUCCUGGGGUCGGGUUUGGGGUCGGUUCGAUGCCUUCACAGUCUGGUCCGACGCUUCCCACGCAGACAACGGCAGGCAUGGCACUUACGGAGCCGUCAUUAGAGGAGCUUUUGGCACAACCGGUCUUGGAUUUGCAGUUCUUGGAAGCAUCUUUCUACGACGACUUACAAGGGCUAUAUUGGCCAGAUUUUAGCACGGAGAACUGGGAUACUUGGGCUGCGACUUGA
Molecule: messenger RNA, 537 nt
Organism: Colletotrichum spaethianum
Lineage: Eukaryota; Fungi; Ascomycota; Sordariomycetes; Glomerellales; Glomerellaceae
Exons: 2
Coding region: 1-537 (178 amino acids)
Source: RefSeq, a predicted model, not a curated record